This is a messenger RNA of Dictyostelium purpureum, 2274 nucleotides long. RefSeq lists its product as uncharacterized. Gene Ontology annotation, biological process: negative regulation of transcription elongation by RNA polymerase II. NCBI's taxonomy places the organism in Eukaryota, Evosea, Eumycetozoa, Dictyosteliales, Dictyosteliaceae. Bases 1 to 2274 code for a protein of 757 amino acids. The record is from RefSeq and is a predicted model, not a curated record. Gene Ontology annotation, cellular component: nucleus; NELF complex. The transcript has 3 exons.
AUGGAUGAGUUUUUAAUUGGUAAUUCAGGAGCAGAAAAAAUAUUAACAUCACUAAGUAACACAACCUAUCCACUUCAAUUUAUUAAUCAAUUUCAACAAGAAAAUGGGAUAUCAAAGAAAAGUUUACCAACAGUCACACCAGUUUUAAAUUUAUUAGAUUUGCAUCAAGUACCACGUGGAGAGCUUUAUUUAAAUCUUUUGACAUCAUUAAAAAAAGAUUUAUUAAAUAAAAUCAACACAUUGAACAAAAGCGAAUUAGAAAAGUUAUUGGAAACAAGUUUUGCCUAUAUCAGUUUUGAAGAGCUUCAAGAAAUACCGAUGAACGUUAUGAGGAGAUUAACACCAGAGGUCCCAACAGCAUUUUUACUCAAACUAUCAGAAUCUGAAGAACUUUACGAACAAUGCCCAAUUGAAGUAAAGAGACAAAUUUGGUUAGUUUCACCCCAGUUAUUCAAAGACAAAGUUGUACCAUUAAUUCAUCAAUACAUUGAGGAUUCAAAUUUAAUUCAAGAUAUGAACGAACAAUUGUCAGUUUCAUCAAGCUCUGAUCCUGUAUUAUUUGCGGUAUCUCACACUUUACCAGCCAAAAGACGUGAGAAUAAUAUAACACUUCAAGAGAUUGCCGAUUUAUUUGGUAAAAUACCCGAGUUGUAUCAAAUGUUCUUAGAGCACCUCAAAAAGAUAUUUGCAGAUACUGGAAAUUAUUUAUUAUGCAAUUUGCGUGCUGAAGUUCUAAUGGCAAUACACGAUCGUAGUAUUAACGAAAUUUAUGAUACUGAUGGCUCACAUAAUGUCGCUUGGUGUUUGGAUGCUUGCAUCCGUGAUAACAAUUUAGAUAGUAGACGUGUUAAAGAAAUUCAAACAAGUUUAAAUGCUGUAUCAAAUCAAAAUUCAUCAGUAUUGGGCGAUGUAGCAAUGGUAUUUGGUAAUCCAGUAGCAAUCAACUGCAUCGUUAAAAAUAUAUUAAUUCAAUUAAAAGAGGUAGUAAAAAGGAAACAAAUACCAAAAGAUGAUGAAUCAAUUAAAUUUUUAACAUAUCUUUUGGUGUUGGGCUUAAAGGCACACAAAAUGAUAAAACAAAAUAAAUUCAAUACACCACAUAUCAAAAAGCAUAUUCUUCAAACUUUUUACCCAGUUUUUGCUUCACAAAUUUUAGAAGAUGUCACACGUGAAUCAUCAAAAUCAACUCUUACAGCCUCAACCUCGGCCACUUCACCAAUUUUAGAUAGUUCAACUUUAUUAGAAACUUCAGAAAUUCAAGACUUGGAAAAUUGUUUUUUGAAAUAUGAAGUCUGUAAAAAAAUAACUUUAGCUUAUAUUAUUAAAAGGGUUGUAGAUAGGGAUUUACAAACUGUUGAUAGAUAUUUAAAAUUAAUUUAUAGAUUAAUUUGUAAAGAUAAUAAUAUUAAUCUUAUAGAAAAUGUACAAUCACCAACUAUUUUAUCAGCUUCAACCACUUCAGCCCCAAAUUCAUCCUCAAAUACCGAUAUUACAGACAGUAGUGGUAAUAUAAAUAUUAAUGCCAGUACAAGUGGUACAACAGCAACUACAACCACAACUACACCAACAUCAACAUUAGCAGAUGAUAACGCUUUUGAAAGCUUAAUGAAUAAUGUCGAUAUUUAUAAAUAUAUUGGUAAUGAUUUCAUUCAAUCUUUGGUUUCACAGGUACUCCAUAUUAAAGAGCACAGGUUAAAUAUAAUUGUUAUUGAUCAGUUUUUAUUCAAGUUUAGAUUUUUCCCAUUCGUUCAAAAGCAAUUGGUUAGAUAUUUAUUAGAGAACUUUACAAGAAUGGGCCAAAGAGAUUUUAUAACUUUUAUUCAAAAAUUAUAUAAUACAAUUUUGGUUGUAAUUAAAAAACAGCAACAGCAACAAAAUCAAUCAAGGGUCGAUAAUAAACAAUUGGAUGAUAUUAUUCAUCUCACAAGAAUUUUAAUGGAUAAGGCUUCACAAAGAAUUAAUGAAAAGAAUGCAGCACCAAUGUUUGAAUUCUUUAAAGCAAAUCAAAAGAGUUCACAAUUUUUAUCACCAGUUAGCUCAUCAACGAAUCAACAACAGCAAACUCCUCAACAAACUCCACAACAAACCCCACAACAUAGCAGUAUUGUUUCCCCAACACUCUCAUCUUCUGAAUUGGGUGGUGAAACCCCACAACAUAAUACAAUUAUAUCUGCACCAUCUUCAACAUCUUCUAAUAUUGAAUCAGUGGAUAAUAAUAAUAAUAAUAAUAAUAGUAAUGCUAUGGAUACAACAUCUGAUUCUGGAUGGGAUUAA